AUGCUAUCGACGGUGCCCGUAGACGACGCCAUACGCACGGUGAGCGUGGAAAUGUCAAAGGAAAAAGGCCAUUCUUUCAUUGGAAAAACCGAAGCAGAGAUGGAAGUUUUAGCGCAUUAUGCUGAAAAAGGGCGCCGUCGUGCCGCUAUGGGGGCAAUUGUGGGGUCUUCAAUAAUGGGCGGAUUAUGGAAAAUUUCUAAAAAUCAGAAAAAACUGGCGGGAGCAUUUGCAAUACUGUCUGGAGGUCUCUUUGGAGCUUCAUAUGGCAUUAUUAGUAUUCGUCGAAAUUUAUUUUCCGAUCUCUUGAUGUUGCCAUCCGAAAAGUCACCUUUUGCCGCUCGUGCCAGGACCAUUUUGAUGACCAAGAUUCCAGAGAAUUCAUUUGUGCAGGAGUUGAAUGAGAAAUUCAAUAGCUCGAUGGCUGCUACUGACUCGUGGAAUGAAGACACUGAGGCAUUGGGAAAUUUUGGUUCGAAGCAGCCGUCAAUGAGUCUCCCCUCGGUGCCACGCCGUUUUGACAACGGAAUAUCAAGCAGAACCCCACCAAUCAUUGGUUUGGAUACGCCACGGCACGAGAAAGAGGCUAGGGAUGAAGCUUUUGGAAAGCCAAAUAACAACGGAAGUCGCUCGCCGUUUGUCUUUGGUGCAAAGCCUUUGACGGAUGAUACUUCGGACACUAAAGACAGCAACACUCCACUCUCCCGUGCCCCAUUUCCGCAGUCUAGACAGGAGUCUCACCAAUCAAAACCUGAUGAGGAUUCUACAUCACUGCGCCAUGACGAAGACGACUAUUUCUUUGAUGAUGUUGGUGAUGCAGAACCUUCAGUCAAACCUACUACUUGGGAAGAGAUCCGACGUCGUGCUGCAGAGCGGUGUAAGUAG
Peronospora farinosa is the source of this 882-nucleotide messenger RNA. The record is from the annotation of a GenBank genome assembly. NCBI's taxonomy places the organism in Eukaryota, Oomycota, Peronosporomycetes, Peronosporales, Peronosporaceae.